Nerophis lumbriciformis (worm pipefish) is the source of this 1371-nucleotide messenger RNA. The record is from RefSeq and is a predicted model, not a curated record. Lineage: Eukaryota; Metazoa; Chordata; Actinopteri; Syngnathiformes; Syngnathidae.
AUGGAUGUUUCCGAACUGUGCAUCCCUGACCCGCUCUGCUACCAUAACCAGCUCCUAAGCAGAAUGCCCUCAGAUGAGCGUCACCUGUCGUCCAGCUGCGGUUCUUACGUAAAAACGGAACCCUCCAGCCCGUCGUCGUCACUGGUGGACACGGGCAGCCAUCACAGCCCCAGCGGCAACUCGGACGCCAGCGGCGGCUACGUCAAUGUGGGCGGCGGGGCGCGCUCCCACGCGCUGGACUCGCCCGUCUUCAUGCACGGCAUGGGCGGAGGGGGCGGGGCCUGUCUGCGCCGUUACGACGACUGCUCGGGAGGCCUGGCCGACGAGUCACCCAUCAAGUGCGAGUACAUGCUCAACGCCGUGCCCAAGAGGUUGUGCCUGGUGUGCGGAGACGUGGCGUCAGGGUACCACUACGGCGUGGCUUCCUGCGAGGCCUGCAAAGCGUUCUUCAAGAGGACCAUACAAGGCAAUAUUGAGUACAGCUGCCCGGCCACUAACGAGUGCGAGAUCACCAAACGGAGGCGCAAAUCGUGCCAAGCGUGUCGUUUCAUGAAGUGUCUCAAAGUUGGCAUGUUGAAAGAAGGCGUCCGUUUGGACAGAGUGAGAGGAGGCCGCCAAAAGUACAAACGGAGGAUGGACGCGGAAAAUGGCGGCUACCUCGGUCUCACCAUUCCACCACCAGCCAAAAAACCUUUGACCAAAAUUGUGUCGCAUUUAUUGCUGGUGGAACCGGAAAAAAUCUACGCCAUGCCUGACCCUAGCAUUCCCGACGGCGAUAUCAAGGCCUUGACCACAUUGUGCGACCUGGCUGACCGCGAGCUGGUGGUCAUCAUCGGCUGGGCCAAACAUAUCCCAGGCUUCUCCGGCCUGUCGCUGGCCGACCAGAUGAGCCUCCUGCAGAGCGCCUGGAUGGAGAUCCUGGUGCUGAGCAUCGUCUUCCGCUCGCUGCCCUGCGAGGAGGAGAUCGUCUACGCCGAGGACUACGCGGUGGACGAGGAGCAGGCCAGGAGAUCGGGCCUGCUGGACCUGCACGUGGCCAUCCUGCCUCUGGUGCGACGCUUCAAGAAGCUGCGCGUGGACAAGGAAGAGUUCGUCACGCUCAAGGCCAUCGCGCUGGCAAACUCGGACUCCAUGCACAUAGAGAACAUCGAAGCCGUCCAGAGGCUCCAGGAUUCCCUCCACGAGGCCCUGCAGGACUUUGAGGCCGCGCAGCACCCGGAGGACCCUCGGCGGGCGGGCAAGCUCCUCAUGACGCUGCCCCUCCUGCGGCAGACGGCCACCAAAGCGGUGCAGCACUUCUACAGCAUCAAAAUGCAGGGCAAGGUGCCCAUGCACAAACUCUUCCUGGAGAUGCUGGAGGCCAAGGCUUGA